Brugia pahangi is the source of this 723-nucleotide messenger RNA. The record is from the annotation of a GenBank genome assembly. Lineage: Eukaryota; Metazoa; Nematoda; Chromadorea; Rhabditida; Onchocercidae.
AUGGUGGAAAUUUGGGACGAUCUUCGACGUCGUGCUCGCACACUUGAGAAUCAUAUCGAUGCAAAAUUAGUAGUUUUAAACAAAUUGGCCUCUGGUACGUCAGGUCGAUGUGAAGCACUAUUGAGUGACAAGACAACUGUAAGCGGUAAGCAGGAGGUAUUCGAUUCAUUGUCAGCAGAAAUAGAAAGCAUGAUUGCCAAGCUUACACAGGUUGACGAUCAGAUGACAGAAUAUAUAGCGAAGUGUCAGGAAAAUUCAAGGACUGGUACAUGGGCAUCUGGUCCAGCAUUACAGCACACACUUAAAAGGCAUCGCGAAAUACUGCGUGAUUACUGUACAGAAUAUAACAGAUCACAUGAUAAUAUAAGAAAUCAAUUACAAAGAGAAAGCCUGUUAAGUGGGAGUUCGAAUGAUAACCCAUAUCUCAAUAAUCGUUCAAAAGCAAGCGAUAUGUAUUUAAAAGAAAAUGAACACAUAUCAAGCUGCGAUCGUCUUUUAGAUGAACAAAUUAGCAUCGCAAUAUCAGCAAAAGAACAUGUCCAUAAUCAGCGGGUGAGCCUACGAGACAUUAGUAAAAAAAUGAAUGCAUUAACUAAGAAAUAUCCAUUGCUGAAUAGCUUGAUGCAGAAAAUGCAGGCGAGAAAGCGACGAGAUUCGAUCAUAAUGGCAACGAUGAUAUCAACUUGCCUGAUUUUAAUGUAUAUAUAUAUAGUGCGCAUGUAA